UGCAUAAGGAUAGCAAGGGAGAGGGUUGAGAAAGCUAAGCUUUGGGGUGAAACUUUAUAGAAAAUGAACAAGGGAAAGAUUUUUAAGUUGGCAAAGGGAUUUAGAGGCAUGGCGAAAAAUUGCAUAAGGAUAGCAAGGGAGAGGGUUGAGAAAGCCUUGCAGUAUUCCUACAGGGACAUACGUAACAAGAAGAGGGACAUGCGGUCCCUUUGGAUCGAGCGCAUCAAUGCUGAUACACGAUUGCAUGGGGUGAACUAUGGCAAUUUCAUGCGUGGAUUGAUGAAGGAGAACAUCCAGCUCAACCGGAAGGUGCUUUCAGAGCUUUCUAUGCAUGAGCCAUACAGCUUCAAGGCACUUGUUGAUGUGUCUAGCAGUGCGUUUCCAGGGAAUAGGCCGCCUGUUAAAAAAGAGGGUCUAGCAGCCAUCCUGUGAAAUAAUUUUUGUUCAGUGGCACACGACACUCAUGAUGGCCGUUGCAACUGAAAGUUACUACUAUUAUUGUCUUUUAGCUCAAAGAUGACUCAUGUAAUUUUCCCUUACCUAUAUUAAAUAUUUAUGUUAUUUGUGUACUCUCUGUAGCAGGAAAUGUCUAAUUGGAUAUUGUUCCUUUGGUCCC
Molecule: messenger RNA, 616 nt
Organism: Oryza brachyantha (malo sina)
Lineage: Eukaryota; Viridiplantae; Streptophyta; Magnoliopsida; Poales; Poaceae
Product: 50S ribosomal protein L20-like
Exons: 2
Coding region: 64-432 (122 amino acids)
Biological process (GO): ribosomal large subunit assembly; translation
Cellular component (GO): ribosome
Molecular function (GO): structural constituent of ribosome; rRNA binding
Source: RefSeq, a predicted model, not a curated record